Molecule: messenger RNA, 1092 nt
Organism: Bathycoccus prasinos
Lineage: Eukaryota; Viridiplantae; Chlorophyta; Mamiellophyceae; Mamiellales; Bathycoccaceae
Product: 30S ribosomal protein S1
Exons: 2
Coding region: 1-1092 (363 amino acids)
Biological process (GO): translation
Molecular function (GO): mRNA binding; structural constituent of ribosome
Source: RefSeq, a predicted model, not a curated record
AUGUCGUUUGCACACAGAGUCUCCACGCAGUUCGCGUCCACGACGACGAGGUCGAUUUCGAAGAACACCGCCACCAAGAAAUCAACCUUGUCAUCGUCGUCGCGUAAAUCCGUCGGUGUUCGCGCCGUCAUCACCGAACCGGUCGCGUCCGCGGAAAACAAAGCCGCGUACGAUGAUUUUUCCGGCAUGUUGGGUGACUAUUUAGUCGAUUACAAGGUUGGCGACAAAAUCAUGGGUAAAGUCUCCGCGAUGAACACCAAAGGUGCUUACGUCGAUAUCGGCGGAAAAGCCCCUGCGUUGUGCCCAACCGUGGAGUGCUCCUUGGCGUCUGUUCGUAACGCCGCGGCGGUAUUCGACGAAGGACAAGAGUACGAAUUUGAAAUUGUGAAGGGCGACGACGGCGAAGGGUCGAUGACGUUGUCCGUGCGCAAAAUCCAAUUAGAAGCGGCAUGGGAGAGAUGCCGACAAGCGCAAGCGGACGACUUGGCGUUGUCGAGCGAAGUGUUGUCGGUGAACAGAGGCGGUAUCUUAGUUGAGGUUGAAAACUUGAGAGGCUUCAUCCCGCAAUCCCACCUCGGCCCUCGCUUAGCUUUGGGUGACAGAGACGAAUUGGUUGGACAAACUUUACCGGUGAAGUUUAUCGAAGUUGAUGAAGAGAAGAACCGCUUAGUCGCGUCGCACAGAUUGGCGACUGAUUUAGUUUCUGGCGAAGGUUUAGAUGUUGGGGACGUCGUCACUGGCAUCGUCCAGGCGGUCAAGCCGUACGGUGCGUUCGUUGAUGUUGGUGGCCAAAGUGGUUUGUUGCACAUCUCUCAAAUUUCGCACGAGAGAAUUGUUGCGGUUGAAAACGUCUUGUCCCCGGGUGACGAAUUGAAGGUGUUGAUUUUGUCCAAGGACAAGGAACGCGGGCGUUUGUCUUUGUCCACGAAGAAAUUGGAGCCGAACCACGGCGAUAUGUUGAGAAACCCGAGUUUAGUUUACGAAAAGGCCGAAGAGAUGGGUAAAUUGUUCAGAGAACGCGUCGCUGCUGCGGAAGCCGCCGCCGAAGGGGGUUCUCCAACGGACGAAGUAGUUGCGAGCUCUGACGAAUAA